Messenger RNA from Charadrius vociferus (killdeer), 384 nucleotides. RefSeq names its product chemokine (C-C motif) ligand 1 (gene CCL1). NCBI's taxonomy places the organism in Eukaryota, Metazoa, Chordata, Aves, Charadriiformes, Charadriidae. Gene Ontology annotation, molecular function: CCR chemokine receptor binding; chemokine activity. Gene Ontology annotation, biological process: inflammatory response; neutrophil chemotaxis; immune response. Gene Ontology annotation, cellular component: extracellular region. The transcript is spliced from 4 exons. The record is from RefSeq and is a predicted model, not a curated record.
AUGAAGGUCUUCUCCUCGGCUCUGCUCACUCUGCUGCUGGCAGCUCUCUGAACAGGAAGCCAGAGUGUCUCCUUCCGCAGUCCCUACGGCGCGUGCUGCUACAAGGAGAUGUUCAUCCGGCAGAAAAUCCCUGACUUUCUCAUCAGGAGCUACCAGAAUACGCCUUCCCACUGCUCCCGCAGGGCUGUGCGUGUGGAGCUGCGGAAGGGGAAGAAGUUUUGCGUGGACCCGGAGGAGGGCUGGUUCCAGAAGUAUCGGAAGCAGAAAGAGUCAACCAGAGCCUCCACCCUGGUCACCAAGAAGAAGAAGAAGGAGCUGUGCGCGGACCCCCGGGCGCCCUGGGUGCAGGCGCACCUGAAGCACUUCCAGACCCUCAAGAACUGA